This is a messenger RNA of Aspergillus aculeatus ATCC 16872, 3033 nucleotides long. RefSeq lists its product as uncharacterized. NCBI's taxonomy places the organism in Eukaryota, Fungi, Ascomycota, Eurotiomycetes, Eurotiales, Aspergillaceae. The transcript is spliced from 6 exons. Bases 1 to 3033 code for a protein of 1010 amino acids. The record is from RefSeq and is a predicted model, not a curated record.
AUGCCUUUCUUUACUCGCGUUUUUCGCAGUAAGGAUGCCAACACCCCCAAGAAGAACGCCAAAACCUCCGAGGUAGAGGAUCAGGGCCCCGCAAAGCCCACAUGGACAGACGCGUGGCAGCGAACCGCAGUUGCCCCAGAAGAAGUCCAGGAGCUAUUGCACGGAUGUACUCAGGAAUUGAAAGCACGAGCUCUCCAAACUCCCUUCCUUCUUCUACCGUUCCGUCCAAGCUCUGACGCCAGCGCCGCACGCACCUUCAUCCGUAACUAUUUCAACCAGUCCGUGGAGAAAGGCUCGCCGGUGAACGGAGAAGCAUUGGCACAAGAUCUGCGGCUGUCGGACCCAAUCGUCAUAUGUAGUGUGCUGAAAUGGUGUUGGAGCAGACUCCCAGGUGGUGUCGUGACCUGGGAAGCUUAUGAAUUGUUCAAGGUUGGCGAACAAGACUCUCAGUUCGCUCGCGAUGCGUUCUCCACUUUCAUCCCGAUUAGUGUUGAUUCAGACGCUCGGGCGAAGAUCAUCACCGACUUCUUCGACCUGCUCGCUGCUGUUGCGGCGCAUGGUAAAUCGAAUGGCCUUGGUGGCCGCAAACUGUCUCGCUAUGCUGGAUGGUGGGCUUUUGACCACGCAGAUACAGGCAGUGGCUUCGAGGCCGCCUACAAGAACUGGGCCAGCGCGGCGGAUGCGACAAGCCAUCUGUUUUUCGCCUAUCUACGCUCCUUAUCGCCAGAACCCCGUGGGAUCAACUCCAUCUCCUCCCUACCUAUUGCUCUGCAGAGCUUGAUUCAGGGAACGGAAUAUCCGCCGGAGACGCCCACUCUUCUUCAGGUCUCGACGACGAAGGUGGUGAUGAUUGUUGACACAGUCUCCCCUACCCCCUUCGCUCUGCUGCGGCGCGCAAAGAACUUCGAGUACAGAGACAGUGACCGGCACCUGCAGGAAUUUGCUGGCUUCGACGACCCUGUUCGCGCGCUCACUGACGAAUGUCUCCGUGUACUGAAAUCUAUUGCCUCAACUAAUCAGUCCGCAGCGACAGAUUCGGACACUACCACCCGAGAUGAAGCCUCGUGGUCAAGGUUCGAAGAUUUUGGCUUUGGAGGCGCACUUGAGUCGGAUUCCACCAACGAUGCAAACAAAUUCAGUCUACCCAGAAAUGACUUUGGCAGUCUGAAAUCCGCUCCCCAGUCUGGUACUGGAGAUCUGGGCCGGCCCACCACCCCCUCCUGGGCGGAUUUCAUGUCCUCAGGCUUUGGUGAUGAGACCGCUCUCAAAGGACCCGGUGGCCCCUUGCUGUUGCCCCCGGACAAGAUUCUUCCUCCUUUAUCUACGGUCCGUGUUCAGAGCUCGCAGUCGCACAAACGCAGCUUGAAUGACGAACCCCUAACGGAGCCGGCUGAAUUAGCAAGCAUCACUACUCUGGAUCUGGAUGACUCUUUCUGGUGGGUUUGGAUCAGUAGCUUGGCGGGUGAAGAACCGACCAACCGAAAAGCGGUAUUUGGACGCUGCGCGUUACUCGAGACCAUUAUCAAAGAUGCCAAGUGGCUGGUGCUGGAAGAACAAGUGAAGGGGGCCGCUCCUGAGCCUGAUCCCGGUGCAUAUAUUGCCGAGAAGAAGCGGUUCUUCGGCUUCUCCACUCGAAAGAAGGGUGUUACGCGUCGCAAGUCCUCAGCCAAGAAGGUCAGCUCGAUGGAAGAGUCCUACAAACGAGCAGAUAAUACAGCACCGACAAGUAAGACUAGUAUCGCUCCGGAUCAGCAUGCCCGCAUUCAGGCGGCUGCCGCUGCCCUUCAAAAGCGACACCGUGAGGAACAAGAAGCUGCCAACGCCAGAACCAAUGUGCCCCAAGAUGCGCGAUAUUCCACCAAGACGAACUCCAUCAUGACUCUGCAGCCGUCGAUCAUGAAUGAGGCAUCUCAGGCUAUGAAAUGGGCAACCAAUUAUGACAAGAAUACUUACCGCAGCGCCUACCUAAGCAACAGCCGUGCGGGCACAGGUUCCUUGGCAGACGACGUGAAGGAAUCAACAGAUGACCAGCCCAGCACUCCGACGUCGCUAGCGCCGAGCACCACUCGUCAGGCGCCCCCGCCUCUGCCAAAGGACACCCCGGCCAGCUCCCCCAAACCCGCAGUACCCAGAAAAGAGAUUCCUGCUAGCGACUCUACUCCCAACGCUAGUCGGAAUGGUAGCACCAGUGCUGCGGCUGAUCUGUCGACGACAGAGUCUCUUCCCAAGCAAUCAAUGGAUUCAGAUGAAUCCAGGCAGAAGCUCAAGAAGAAGACGGGCAACACAGGGUUCAAGAACAUGUUCGGGACGAUCAAAAAGAAGAGCGAGCCUGAACCCAAGCCACCAGUGAAGAUCGCUCCCGCUGGAGGCUCGGCUGUUGCAGCAGCUCGUGCUGCCCUCGAGGAUAGAGCGAGAGCAGCCCAGGAGCAUCCUAUCCGCCCAGCAAAUAAUACGUUGAAGAAGAAGCCUGUACCGCUGGCGCCAGCUGCAGAGAUUAUCAAGGCCAACGUAGAGGCCCCGAAAUCUGAUGUGGAGCCUGUUAUCGAAAAGAAGGAACCUGAGAUUGCUCCCGAUGCUCAAGCUUCUGUGCCGACUACUAAAGCCCCCGAAUCGCCGGACAAUCAACCUAAGAUUCGCCGCCAAGCCGAGUACGACGCGCUCUCUCGUAUCGACACGAAAGAGCGAGCCGCUGCCGACCAAGAGUUCUCCCAAUUCGAUCAAGGCCCUCUAGUGGAACAGCCGGCCUUCGUCCCCGAAUCCCCUGUUUCUGAAGAAUUUACCGAUGCUUCGGCGCAUGCCCCGGGUGACGAGCCUGUCUCUCCACCCAAGCCGGUCCCAUCCUCGUACGACCGUUGGGCUCAGAUCCGCCAGAAUGCCGCCGACAGAGCCGCCCAAAUGGAGGCUCGCAAGGAGAACGACUACACUAGCGAUGACAACACGAGCGAAGAAGAGAGUUUUGAGACGCGCGCUGCUCGCAUCAAGGCCAGAGUAGCCGAGCUGACUGGCAACAUGCAAGCCGCCAAUCAGCCCUAG